AUGUUGAACAAGAUGAUCUUACAUCCACAGCAGAUAAUGAUAGGUCCUAGGUUUAACAGGGCCCUAUUUGACCCCCUGCUUGUGGUGCUCCUGGCUCUCCAACUUCUCGUGGUGGCUGGUCUGGUGAGGGCCCAAACCUGUCCUUCUGUAUGUUCCUGCAGUAACCAGUUCAGCAAGGUCAUCUGUGUGCGGAAGAACCUCAGAGAGGUCCCUGACGGCAUCUCUACCAACACGCGGCUCCUGAAUCUCCACGAGAACCAGAUUCAGAUUAUCAAGGUAAACAGCUUCAAACACCUCAGACACCUGGAGAUCCUCCAGCUAAGCAGGAAUCACAUCCGUACCAUUGAAAUCGGGGCCUUCAAUGGUUUGGCAAACCUCAACACUUUGGAGCUCUUUGACAAUCGGCUGACCACCAUCCCCAAUGGGGCUUUUGUAUACCUGUCGAAACUGAAGGAACUCUGGCUGCGAAAUAAUCCCAUCGAGAGCAUCCCUUCUUAUGCUUUUAACCGAAUCCCAUCUUUGCGCCGCUUGGACUUGGGAGAGUUGAAGAGGCUUUCGUACAUCUCAGAAGGGGCCUUUGAAGGUCUCUCCAACUUGAGGUAUCUGAACCUUGCCAUGUGCAAUCUGCGGGAAAUCCCCAACCUCACACCACUCAUCAAGUUGGAUGAGCUGGAUCUUUCUGGGAAUCAUUUGUCCGCCAUUAGGCCAGGCUCUUUCCAGGGUUUGAUGCACCUUCAGAAAUUGUGGAUGAUCCAGUCACAGAUACAAGUGAUUGAAAGGAAUGCAUUCGAUAACCUUCAGUCACUGGUAGAGAUCAACCUGGCGCACAAUAAUCUGACCUUACUGCCUCACGACCUCUUCACGCCCCUCCAUCACCUCGAGCGGAUCCAUCUGCAUCACAACCCUUGGAACUGCAACUGUGAUAUUCUGUGGCUCAGCUGGUGGAUAAAGGACAUGGCGCCCUCAAAUACUGCAUGCUGUGCCCGCUGUAAUACACCCUCAAACCUGAAAGGGAGGUACAUUGGGGAAUUGGACCAGAAUUAUUUUACCUGUUAUGCUCCUGUGAUCGUUGAACCUCCCGCGGACCUCAACGUCACAGAGGGCAUGGCUGCAGAGCUCAAGUGUCGGGCCUCCACCUCACUGACCUCGGUAUCUUGGAUUACUCCCAAUGGGACGAUCAUGACACAUGGGGCAUACAAGGUCCGGAUUGCUGUGCUCAGUGAUGGCACAUUAAAUUUUACUAAUGUAACUAUACAAGAUACAGGCAUGUACACAUGCAUGGUGAGUAACUCUGUCGGGAAUACCACAGCUUCAGCCACCCUGAAUGUGACCGCAGCAACCACUACCCCAUUCUCGUAUUUUUCCACUGUCACCGUAGAGACUAUGGAACCUUCUCAGGACGAGGCCCGAACCACAGAGAACAAUGUGGGGCCCACACCAGUCAUUGACUGGGAGACCACCAAUGUGACCACCUCUCUUACGCCCCAGAGCACAAGGUCAACCGAAAAGACAUUUACCAUCCCUGUGACCGAUAUAAACAAUGGCAUCCCGGGAAUUGAUGAGGUGAUGAAAACCACUAAGAUUAUCAUUGGUUGCUUUGUGGCCAUCACUCUCAUGGCAGCGGUGAUGCUGGUCAUCUUCUACAAGAUGAGGAAACAGCACCAUCGACAAAACCACCACGCCCCCACGCGGACUGUUGAGAUCAUUAAUGUGGAUGAUGAGAUUACAGGGGACACACCCAUAGAGAGCCACUUGCCCAUGCCUGCUAUAGAACAUGAGCACCUAAAUCACUAUAACUCUUACAAAUCUCCCUUCAACCACACAACAACAGUUAACACAAUAAACUCAAUACACAGUUCAGUGCAUGAACCGUUGUUGAUCCGAAUGAACUCAAAAGACAAUGUACAAGAGACUCAAAUCUAAAACAUUUACAAAAGUUACAGAGAAAAAACAAAAA
Messenger RNA from Vombatus ursinus (common wombat), 1957 nucleotides. RefSeq names its product leucine rich repeat containing 4C (gene LRRC4C). Gene Ontology annotation, cellular component: plasma membrane; glutamatergic synapse; postsynaptic density membrane. Bases 1 to 1923 code for a protein of 640 amino acids. Gene Ontology annotation, biological process: modulation of chemical synaptic transmission; regulation of axonogenesis; synaptic membrane adhesion. NCBI's taxonomy places the organism in Eukaryota, Metazoa, Chordata, Mammalia, Diprotodontia, Vombatidae. Gene Ontology annotation, molecular function: cell-cell adhesion mediator activity. The record is from RefSeq and is a predicted model, not a curated record. The transcript has a single exon.